Molecule: messenger RNA, 543 nt
Organism: Cordyceps fumosorosea ARSEF 2679
Lineage: Eukaryota; Fungi; Ascomycota; Sordariomycetes; Hypocreales; Cordycipitaceae
Exons: 4
Coding region: 1-543 (180 amino acids)
Cellular component (GO): nucleus
Source: RefSeq, a predicted model, not a curated record
AUGCCCACCUCACUGCACAAGACACGGAAGCAAAUCUCCAAGAAGCGCGGCGGCGAAGUAAACGCUCUGCACGCCAAAUCGCGCGACUCCAAGCGUCUGCGUAUGGCGCACGCCCGUGAUCUUCGACUGGAAAAGCUUGCCAACGCCAGAGCCAAAAAGGAAGAGCCAAUCGUUGACCGAAUUGAGUACUUUUACAGCCAGCUCAAGGAAAAGGAUGUAUCCCAACUAGAGCUUCCGGAGGUGCAAAGCCUCAUUCACAAUUUCGUUCACCAAUAUGACGAAGAGCUUGAUGCAAUAAAAAAGGCACGGCGCCCAGGCCGACCCGCCAGCACGCGUGAAGACCUGCUCAAGAGAAAAAUUGAUACUCUAGAAGAUGAGUACGAAAAAGGCUUCUUAAUCCCCAACGUUUUAGACGAGGAAAACGGCAAAAAGCUUCUCGGAUACGAAGGCUCAUGGGCAUAUAUUGCCACCAUUUCUUGGUCCAAGGUGUCGAAAGCAGGCAAAGUGAGCAAUGGCGACUUUCCCUCCAAGGGAAUCAUGUAA